This is a messenger RNA of Columba livia (rock pigeon), 3613 nucleotides long. RefSeq names its product U2 snRNP associated SURP domain containing (gene U2SURP). Bases 385 to 3234 code for a protein of 949 amino acids. Gene Ontology annotation, biological process: RNA processing. The transcript has 26 exons. The record is from RefSeq and is a predicted model, not a curated record. Gene Ontology annotation, cellular component: nucleus. Gene Ontology annotation, molecular function: RNA binding. Lineage: Eukaryota; Metazoa; Chordata; Aves; Columbiformes; Columbidae.
CGGCGGUGCCUCCUCAUGGCCCGGGCCGGGAGCGCGGGUGUCGGGCGGGCGCGGGUUCCCGCCACUGGCCGCUCGCCGCUGCCCGCCUCAGCGCAGCAGGUUGCCAGGCAGAUUUGGGUCGCCUAGCGACUUCAUUUGGGUUUUCUUCUGCUUAUGUGCGAGCAGGAGGCCCAGGAGGGACGCAGGCCCCGGCCGAAGCUGGGGAUGGCGCAGCCGAUGCCCCCGGGGCCGCGCCCGCCGCUCUGCUGAGGAGAGGGCACGGGCACACGCCCCGCCCCGGCGGAGGCCGCCCCAUCGGUGGUUCGGCCAUCGGCUUUCCGUCCUCCGCUCGCUGGCUCGGCGCUCGCUUCCUCGCCGCUAGGGCUGAGCGAAGGGAGAGGCAAGAUGGCGGACAAGGCGCCCAGCGGCUCGCAGAAAGCCAGUGGGAAGGUCAGAGCAUCAGAUGCAGUACACACCACUGGAUCUGCUGAUGCACAUCCUCUAAUGGAAAGCAAGCUUAAAGCAUUCAGUAUUGGCAAAAUGAGUGCUGCCAAACGGACUCUGAGCAAAAAGGAACAAGAAGAAUUAAAAAAGAAGGAGGAUGAGAAGGCUGCUGCAGAAAUUUAUGAAGAAUUCCUUGCUGCCUUUGAAGGAGGUGAUGGUAAUAAAGUGAAAACAUUUGUAAGAGGAGGAAUCGUUAAUGCAUCUAAAGAGGAGCAUGAAACAGAUGAAAAACGGGGUAAAAUCUAUAAGCCUUCAUCACGAUUUUCAGAUCAAAAAAAUCAACCAAGCCAGCCAUCUAAUGAGAAGCCUCCAUCCCUUUUAAUGAUAGAAACCAAAAAGCCUCCUUUGAAGAAAGGAGAGAAGGAAAAGAAAAAGAGCAAUUUGGAACUUUUUAAAGAAGAAUUAAAGCAGAUACAAGAGGAACGUGAUGAAAGACAUAAAACAAAAGGUAGAUUGAGUCGUUUUGAACCACCUCAGUCAGAUUCAGAUGGCCAGCGUCGUUCAAUGGAUGCGCCUUCAAGAAGAAACAGAUCAUCUGUUCUGGAUGAUUAUGCCCCAGGGUCACAUGAUGUUGGAGAUCCAAGCACAACAAAUUUGUAUCUUGGAAACAUCAAUCCUCAAAUGAAUGAAGAGAUGUUAUGUCAAGAAUUUGGACGCUUUGGACCAUUAGCAAGUGUUAAAAUUAUGUGGCCAAGAACGGAUGAAGAAAGAGCAAGAGAAAGAAAUUGUGGCUUUGUUGCCUUUAUGAACAGGAGAGAUGCUGAAAGAGCAUUAAAGAAUUUAAAUGGCAAGAUGAUUAUGUCGUUUGAAAUGAAGCUAGGCUGGGGCAAAGCUGUACCUAUACCACCACAUCCAAUAUACAUUCCACCUUCUAUGAUGGAGCACACCCUCCCGCCUCCUCCGUCAGGACUGCCUUUUAAUGCCCAGCCUAGAGAGAGGUUGAAGAAUCCUAAUGCUCCAAUGUUACCGCCACCAAAAAACAAGGAAGAUUUUGAGAAGACUCUGUCGCAAGCCAUAGUCAAAGUGGUUAUCCCAACAGAAAGGAAUUUGCUCGCUUUGAUACAUCGAAUGAUAGAGUUUGUGGUACGGGAAGGGCCUAUGUUUGAAGCCAUGAUCAUGAACCGAGAAAUCAACAACCCAAUGUUCAGGUUUUUAUUUGAAAACCAGACUCCAGCCCAUGUGUAUUAUAGAUGGAAGCUUUAUUCAAUUCUUCAGGGAGAUGCUCCAACCAAGUGGAGGACGGAAGAUUUCCGUAUGUUCAAAAAUGGAUCGUUCUGGAGGCCACCACCACUGAAUCCGUACUUGCAUGGGAUGUCAGAAGAGCAAGAAACAGAAGCAUUUGUGGAGGAACCGAACAAGAAGGGUGCACUUAAGGAAGAACAGAGGGACAAGUUAGAGGAAAUUCUGCGUGGAUUAACACCCCGGAAGAAUGAUAUUGGUGAUGCAAUGGUUUUCUGUCUAAAUAACGCGGAAGCUGCUGAAGAAAUUGUGGACUGCAUUACAGAAUCAUUGUCCAUUCUGAAGACCCCUCUACCUAAGAAGAUUGCACGAUUAUAUCUAGUGUCGGAUGUGUUAUACAACUCUUCAGCCAAAGUUGCCAAUGCUUCCUACUAUAGAAAAUUUUUUGAAACAAAAUUAUGUCAGAUAUUCUCUGAUCUCAAUGCUACUUACCGUACAAUACAAGGCCAUUUACAGUCUGAAAAUUUCAAGCAACGGGUAAUGACAUGCUUCCGAGCGUGGGAGGACUGGGCCAUCUAUCCAGAACCAUUUCUCAUCAAACUACAGAAUAUUUUCUUGGGGCUUGUAAAUAUCAUGGAAGAUAAAGAGGCAGAGGAAGUACCAGAUGAUCUCGAUGGUGCUCCCAUUGAGGAAGAGCUUGAUGGUGCUCCGCUAGAAGAUGUGGAUGGAAUUCCGAUUGAUGCUGCUCCUAUUGAUGAUCUGGAUGGAGUCCCAAUUAAAUCGCUGGAUGACGAUCUUGAUGGAGUUCCUUUGGAUACAGCCGAAGACCCAAAAAAGAACGAGCCAAUAUUUAAGGUUGCCCCUUCAAAGUGGGAAGCAGUGGAUGAAUCUGAACUGGAAGCUCAGGCUGUUACUACUUCUAAGUGGGAGCUUUUUGACCAACAUGAAGAAUCUGAGGAGGAAGAAAUUCAAAAUCAAGAAGAAGAAAGUGAAGAUGAGGAAGACACUCAGAGUUCUAAGUCAGAAGAGCAACACAUGUAUUCCAAUCCCAUUAAAGAAGAAAUGCCUGAAUCUAAGUCAUCAGUCAAAUAUUCAGAAAUGAGUGAAGAAAAGCGUGCCAAACUCCGGGAGAUAGAGGAAAAAGAAAAAGAGUUGGAAAGAGAACGGGACAGAGACAAAAAGGACAAAGAUAAAUCUGAAUCCAGGUCCAAAGAUAAGAAGGAGAAGGAGGAAUGUACACCAACAAGGAAAGAGAGGAAAAGACGACACAGCGGUUCACCCAGCCCGUCCCGCAGCAGUGGCAGCAGACGAGCAAAAUCUCCAUCACCAAAAUCAGAACGCUCAGAGCGCUCUGAGCGGUCCCACAAAGAGAGUUCACGUUCUCGAUCGUCACAUAAAGAUUCUCCCAGAGAUGUCAGUAAAAAAGGCAAAAGGUCGCCAUCUGGCUCCAGGACACCCAAAAGAUCGAGAAGAUCCCGAUCCAGAUCCCCUAAAAAGUCAGGGAAAAAAUCCAGGUCUCAGUCACGUUCUCCUCACAGAUCUCACAAGAAGUCAAAGAAAAGCAAACACUGACAAUGUUAAUAUUUUUUAUGAUGCUGUCACUUACUGGAAAUGCGGUUUUGUUUUUGUGCCUGAACAGUCUGUUAAAAAAAACAAAAAAGCAUUCCUGAUUUAUUUUUUUUUUGGUGAAUGCACGUGUUUACUCACGAGUAUUGGCAUCUGUAGACCUGUCAUUGUUUUAUAUUGUACAAAAUAUCUUCAUCGUGACUAUUUCCCAAAUGAAACAUUUUUGUGUUUAGAAGUUUCAUCAGAAAUGUGUGUAACUGAUCUGCUGGCAGUAGUGAUAUUUUGUUUUAGAAUGUUGUGACAUAGCAGAAAUAACUCAAAUGUUCCCCCUUUUUGUAGCUUUGACAAUUUGAAUUAGAUUUCAAAUAAAAUCUGAACAGAAAAA